Molecule: messenger RNA, 2436 nt
Organism: Cheilinus undulatus (humphead wrasse)
Lineage: Eukaryota; Metazoa; Chordata; Actinopteri; Labriformes; Labridae
Gene: cnppd1
Product: cyclin Pas1/PHO80 domain containing 1
Exons: 8
Coding region: 134-1456 (440 amino acids)
Biological process (GO): regulation of cyclin-dependent protein serine/threonine kinase activity
Cellular component (GO): cyclin-dependent protein kinase holoenzyme complex; nucleus
Molecular function (GO): protein kinase binding; cyclin-dependent protein serine/threonine kinase regulator activity
Source: RefSeq, a predicted model, not a curated record
ACAGCUGGAGGCUCAGACUGUCCCCGGUCAGACUGCGAAGCUAACCCAGCCUAACGUGACAGGCGGGCGGGAUCCAGGCCAAACAGUCGUCUUCUCAACAUUCAGCUGACUUAAUGUCAGGGUUAUAGUAAAUAUGGAUUUCGACGCGUUGUUUAACGAAAGGACGUUCCAGUUUUCGGACUUCCAGGAGUUCACGUUUCUUCCUGGACAUCAGAAGUUGACUGAACGAGUGAGAAAGCGACUGUAUUAUGGCCUGGACAAAGAUGUGUCUUUAGAUGCCCUCUCAUGCCCUGUUACAGAUAUUGCCGUUGAAAUCUUCCAGAAGUCUGCCCCAAGCCCGAUACGAAAGCUCCAGAAGAAGUAUGCUGCCCACGUUUCCAGGGAGGCCUGCAUCUCUCCUUGUGCCAUGAUGCUCGCUCUAGUUUACAUAGAAAGGCUCCGACACAGAAACCCAGAAUACCUACAGAAGAUCUCCUCCUCUGACCUCUUCCUGAUCUCCAUGAUGGUUGCCAGCAAAUACCUUUACGAUGAAGGUGAAGAAGAAGAGGUUUUCAACGAUGAGUGGGGAGCAGCUGGGAAGCUGGAUGUCAAAACCAUCAACAACCUGGAGAUGAACUUCUUGAAUGCCAUUGAGUGGAGCCUCUUCACGGAGCCAAAUGACUUCUUUGAUAUUCUUAGUCAGCUUGAAACCAGCAUUGCGGAGCGGCAAGGGAUGAAGCGCGGCUGGUUCACCUACACUGAUCUUUGUGUCCUUCUGGAGCAGUCAGCCUGGAGCCAAGCGCUCACAGCGAUCUAUCAGCACUUUACUAAGGUCUCCUGCAUGCUCGGCCUCGUCUAUCUUACCAGCGUAGCCGGUCUUAUCGCUACCAGCGCUGUGCUUCAUCAACUCAGCCUCUCCAGAAGCGGCCAGUCCCUCCUUCCACCUCCACUCGAGAUUAGCCCCACCCACCUCGACACCUCCAACCUGAACUCAGACGCUCCCUCUGCAGCCCAGCGCCCGCCUUGUUGUGUUCUGGCCAAUAAGAGUGUAAACCGGCAGACUGGUAGCAUCAACCAGCAGCACACUCCCUCCAAUCCCCCCUCUGCUUCCUCGCAGACGUCGUUAUUGUGUCUCUGGGGCUCUCUCCUCGCCUCCAUUGGUCACACACAUCCUGACAUUAAUUCUGACAUGGACUCGGCCCAGACCUGGUCGCCUGUCUCUUACCUCUGCCCCGGCUGCCUCGCAUCUCUCCCUCCUCUUCAGUGCGGACUCAGAAACACCUCCACUCUCUCCGCUCGCGGCCCCUUCGGUAACAAUCAGCAUCAUGCACCAUGGCUCGCCUCAAGCUUUAUCGGAGGGGCAGAAACAAGUCUGAAUUCUCGCCUUGGGGUGUUUCCUCCUGUACAGCUGGGACCAUGUCACCCUGAGUCUGUGCUACCUGUCAACAAAGCCCAAGCUCUCCUUAUGCCCGGCUAGAGAUCAGCUAACUGUCCCGCUGUCUCCCUCUGAAAACAGACUCUGGAAAUUUAAACCAGCAUCAUUUUCAUGACUCCUCGGUCAUGUUUGUGUUACUUUUCCAAAUCUGGAUGACAGGUGGAAGUGGGAGAACGAAAGGCUUUAUUUGAGUCAUCACAGGGUUGAAAUUCACUUAAAAGUCACAACUCCAAAAUAGAUUUGCCAUAAGCAAAAUGCCAUAUUUUUCAGUAAAUGCUCUGCAGCUUGAGAAGAAGCGACUUGAAGAUGUUUUUCUUGGCUGCAACCUCAGACGUGUGUACUACAAAGCAAGGUUAACGGUCUAGUGAGGCCCUGAGACAGUUUUUUUUAUCAAGAAGGUGGCACUCUGGUAUGGUUUCUCAUGCUGCAAGCCUAAUCUUUUUGGGACAACAGUUAUAGAUUUAAUCAGCAGAGGACAUCACUUCCUUUUUCCUCUAGUUCUUCUCCUGACAGAAAUUCUUAACCAAUAAGAAUAUUGAAGCAAACGUGCAACCAUAAAGCGACCUUAGUAGAUUCCCCAGGGUGCAGAAAAAGCAUGCAAAUCCAGUUUGCAUCAUUCUGCCAAAGGAAUGGACAAGCAAUCAUUUAGUGAUGUCAGAUAUUUUCUAUUUCUUCUCCAUUCUGGCAGAUUUUUUUAUUUUAAAGGGAAAUAUUGCCCCCAGAACUGAUUCAUUGCAAUUCACAUCUACCAGUUAAAGUCCCCUACCUGCAGCUGUAUCAACCAACCAAUCAUGGUUGAUCUUAUUCCUCCUGCUCCGUUUUAUUCACAUUUUUCAAAAACCAAAAAUUCUCAACUUUUGAGCUUAUUGGAUGCACCAAACAAGUAUUGCUGGUUAUAUAAAAAAACAGAUAUUAGUUAUUGGAACUUCGAUAUUAUUGCGAUUUUAAACAUUUUGCAAUACAGUGACUAUUAUGAUACCAUAUAUUGCGAUCUAUACCAUUUUUUUCAACCGUUUAGCUAA